Molecule: messenger RNA, 1374 nt
Organism: Aureococcus anophagefferens
Lineage: Eukaryota; Pelagophyceae; Pelagomonadales; Pelagomonadaceae
Exons: 6
Coding region: 1-1374 (457 amino acids)
Source: RefSeq, a predicted model, not a curated record
AUGGCGCAAAAUCUAUGUUGGAACCAAGCCAUAAGCCUUGUCGAGGACAUGGUGAAAAAUGGAGUCGCAAGUCUUGGUUCCAUCAUGCAUUUCGCGAAUCUACGUUGGAAUCAUAUGGCGCAAAAUCUAUGUUGGAACCAAGCAAUAAGCCUUGUCGAGGACAUGGUGAAAAAUGGAGUCGCAAGCAUGAAUAUUGGUUCCAUCAUGCUUUUCUCGACCACUUGGUUCCAUCAUACGAUUAAUCUAUCCGAUUGGUUCCAUCUUAGCAAUCGCCCAUCUGAAAAUCUCUAUGCUUACCUGAACAAUAGCUUCCGUAAUCUGUCCCAAAAGGACAAAUCUGAGUUGCUCUCAGCAGAGAUGGAGAACAUCAGGAAAAUAAGCAUGGGCUGCAAGUCCUACACUCUAGUUCAAUGGGUUCUCAGUGUUCUGUGUGGUGGACAAGAGCUUUGCUCGUUUUGUCAGAUCUGGGCUAAAACGCGUCUUUCGCUAGCCGAUGCAGCGGUUCCAGGACUUGGCGCGGCGCUCGGUCUGUGGACCUUGCCGCGCCUCGGGCCCGGGUGCGAGUCGCUCGGGAAAGACCAUCGGUCGAAGGCGAGCAACUUAGUUCGCGUCGGGGCAGCCCUUCCAGGGCUCGAGCGGGCCGCGGCAUCUCGAGUAAACACCGCCUGGAAUGUCCCUCCCGAGUGGCCUGUCAAGGUUGCCGCGGCCCGAACGCCGCAUGCAUUGCGCAGUGAGCGCCGUGUCACCCGCGGCGCCGCGCGCCUCCCGGAGCCGGACUAUCGUAAAGAUGUACUCGACGCUACAACUGGAGCCUUCUCCGAAUUUCCAUUACUUGACCCCAACAACAUCAUGAAGUUUGUAUAUCAACUUAAUGAGAAGACAGGGUCUAUGUCAAAUUAUGACACCUAUGCAUACAGAACCAAGAAAGAGCUCAUGCGAGAGGUCAUUCCGGCCAUGUGGCGUCAUGAAAUAAAUUCCCCCUGCUUCACUCGCUAUCGGCUGAUUACGAUUCAGCCGGCUGCGUGCACGCCCGUGCUCGGCUCCUGCGCCGCGUUGGGCGUCGUGGAGUGGUUCUACGGAACCGCAGACCCCGAUUUCCUAUGGCGAAGUGGUCUCACUUCUACCCCGCGUGGACUGGAACAUGCCGAACGCGGCACGCGAAGUGGUGCGUCCAUCGUCGAACGACCAUUCGGAUCCAAAGUCCGAUGUGCGCGCAAUGGUGGCAUGGCAGCCUUUGUAGCCCCAUAUCUCAGCGAAUACGCAGAGAUGGACAACGAUCUCAGUGGCUGCAUGGACCACAUCUUCACGCACGACGCGCCGGUGAAAACGGGACGUCCAGGCGCUUGCGUGGCGACUCAGUUGGGGCGGUUUUAG